Messenger RNA from Closterium sp. Yama58-4, 5172 nucleotides. The record is from the annotation of a GenBank genome assembly. Lineage: Eukaryota; Viridiplantae; Streptophyta; Zygnematophyceae; Desmidiales; Closteriaceae.
AUGGCGGUUCGGAUAUUCCGUCUCUCUGACUCAUUGGCAGGCCUCUUCUCCGCGAAUCACGCCAUGCCUGCACCGCUUGUGGCUCGGAAAGCUGCUCAACAAACAGGAAAGCCCGGCGGGCGAAGUUCGGAGAAACACCGAGGCGACGCGAGCCCGCCAGCGUCGGCGCAAGGCUCGGGGUUUAAGAAGAAAGUUGGAGGUUUGGAGCAGUCGCAUUCAGGCAAGCACGUCCCAGCCAAUGGCAGGAAGCCAUCUGGACACGAAGCCAAGGCCGGGAGCUCAUCAGCACCUCGUAAUAGCUACAUUCGAGACACCGAUUCGCUCGAAAAGGCCGUUCCCAGUCACAGCCACCGUUACAGUCACGACGGCGUGAGCGAUUUUUCGCAGACUCGCGUGAGGUCCGGCAUCGACGCGCUGUACGCGGGAGGCGAGGGCCUCCCCCGGCGCAUCAACUUCCUCCCCGCGCGCCACCCCGACGCGCACUCCGCGCUCCCGGUGGGCCUUAAACCGCUGAAUGCGGCCGAUCCGAGCCGCGAGCCACGUGGCAGGCAGCCAGUGGUCGGAUCGGAGGGCGACGACAGGGGGAAGGCGAAGGAGGGGAAGAGAAAGGGAGAGAAGGAGCGGCGCGAGUCGAGUGAGAGGGAGCGGGACGGACUGGAGGGGCGGCUGGAUCGCUCUGACGUGGCGUUGGAAUGGCGGCAAAUACGGCCCAUUGGAGCGGGGUUGAGCAACCUGGGCAACACAUGUUUCAUGAACUCCGUCCUGCAGUGCCUCACGUACACGCCGCCCCUCGCCAACUACCUCUCGCAGUCACCCCACUCCUCUACCUGCAGGGUGGCGGGGUGGUGUGCGCUAUGUGAGAUGGAGUCGCAUGUGCCGAGGGCAGUGGGCGGAACGGGCAAGGUCGUCUCGCCUACAGGCUUCGUGCGCAACGUCAAGAGUGUGGCGAGGUCAUUCAAGGCGGGCAGGCAGGAGGACGCACACGAGUACAUGCGCUGCCUGCUAGACGCCCUCCACCGAUGCUGCCUCCCGCCCAAACGAGCCUCCGCCUCAGGCUCGGCCGCUGACCCUGCCUUUGCGCCGAGGCUAAUGAACACGUUCGUGCACCGAACGUUCGGGGGGUAUCUGUGCAGCCAGGUGCAGUGCACCGUGUGUGGGUACUGUUCCCGAACCUACGACCCGUUCCUGGACCUUAGCCUCGAGAUUGUCCGAGCCGACUCGGUGACCAAGGCUCUGCAUCGAUUCACAUCAGAAGAGGCUUUGGAUGGGGCGAACAAGUACAAGUGCAGCAAGUGCAGGAAGAAGGUGCGGGCGCUGAAGAGCUUUGCAGUGGAAGAAGCACCUCCCGUUCUGACUGUUCACCUGAAGCGCUUCGCUGCACUCACAGGUCGCAAGCUGGACAAGCACGUGGCCUUCCCGCCCUCCCUCGACCUCUCGCCCUUCAUGACCUCCUCCCGCCCCUCCACAAGCAGCUGCGGCGGCAGCAGCAGGGAGGGUGGAGGUGGAGUUGGGGCUGGGGGUGGGGGUGGGGGUGGGGGUGGGGAUAGUAGGGGCGGAAAGUACAGUCUGUAUGGGGUGUUGGUGCAUGCGGGUUGGUCCACCAACUCGGGGCACUACUACUGCUACGUGCGUGGGCCGUCAGGCACGUGGAGUGCCAUGGAUGAUGCGCGGGUGCAGCAGGUGAGCGAGAAGACUGUGCUGCAGCAGCGCGCCUACCUCCUCUUCUACGUCCGCCAAACCCCCCCGCCUGCUGCUGCUGCUGCUGCUGCUGCUGCUGCUGGUGCUGCUGCUGCUGGUGCUGCUGGUGCUGCUGCUGGUGCUGCUGGUGCUGCUGCUGGUGCUGCUGCUGCUGGUGCUGCUGCUGUUUCACCUUCUGCUACUGCUCGUGGUGCCCAAACCUCUGCAGCUAUGGCGCCUGCUGCAGCGGCUGGUGGUGAAGCGGAUUUGAAAAAGAAAGGCAAGGCAGCAGCACCGCAUGUAGAGGCGUUCAUGCACGUGCACGCACAGGGUGAGGCGCAGGAAAAGGAACAGGCAGAGGCACAAGGAGUAACACAGGAGCGGUUGCAGGAAAGUGCAGGCAGAAAAGCGAGCAAGGACAGGGUGGGAGCAGCAGUGGGCGAGGGUACAAACCUGGGCAGCAGCGUUGCACGCAAGACCAAGGAGAGGGCCGGUGUGAAAGGUGAAGGGAGCGGGGCAGUGACGAUGGAUGUGAGCGGGUGGCAAGGGGCGGUGGAGGCUUUGGUAGAAGGGGGGAAGUGGGAAGAGAGGGAGGGGCAGGCUGUGUUGGCAGAGGCGUCAAGUGACGAGGAGAGCAGCGAGGAAGGGGGGGAGCAAGGGGAGGAAGGCGGGGAGGUGGACGGGGAGGGAGGGGCGGUUGGGCAAGCAGCAGGUAGUGAUAGUGAUGAUGACAGUGACGACCCAGACUGGACGUUAGGAGAUGAGGACGAACAGGAUGCAGAGGUGGAGGAGGGAGGCAAGGAUGAUGCGGGGCGUGUGAGGGGGUCGUGGGCGGCAGCUGUGGGGCAGAUGCUACGGCUGCUGCCUAGCUCCACCCGGGAGUCGAGAGGAAGCCUCAGGAGCCGCAGCAGCCCUGGCAGGUCGGGAGGGGGAAGUUUCGGCAGCAGCGGGUGGGGCAGGAGCAGCGGCAGCGUGGGCAGCAUUGUGGGCAGCAGCAGGGAGAGAAUGCUGAGGCUCAUGUCUCCGCUCGUGGCGCUGCCUUUUUAUGGGGCAAGGGGCGAGCCUGGGCGUGUGAUCAGGGAGAAGGGACGGCGCGAGGAGGAGGUUUUUCCGUUGGGAGGGCGCCGGGGAAGGAAGAGGAGGAGAGCGGGUAUGGAGGGGUGGGGCCGUGGUGUGGGCUGGGAGGGGAGUGGAGGGAUGGCGGUGGGAGUGGAAGAGGAGGGAGAAGGGGUGAGGAAGGAAAGGGAGAGAGGAGGGAUGGGGGUGCAGGAGGAGGGGGAGAGAAGGAGAGUGAGGGGAGAGGAGGCGAGGGUGGUGGAGGGAGGAGAGGGGAAGGAGGAGGUGGGAAGACGGCAACUAGAGGGGGGUGCUCCAGUAAUGAUGGCUGGGAUAGGAUUGGAGGAGGGGGAGGUGGAUUCAGAGGAGGAGGAGGAAGGGGAGGCGAUGAUGAUGGCAGGGCCGGGGGUAGUGGUCCGGCGGGUGGGGUCCUCAGACGAUGACUCUGAAGGGGUGGUGACGUAUGGCGGGUCGGAUGCGGUGUGGAUGAUGAGGGAGGGCGCACAGGAGGCGAAUGUUGGGGCAGGCGGGCUGGCGUGCUCUCAAUGGGGUGACGAUGAAGGCAUGGCGAUGAAUGGCGCCCACCUUCAUGUGGCUGAGAGGCGACCCACCAGCAAGUACCGAUAUGAUGAGUGGGACGAGGAGCUGGACAGGGGGCGCGUGAAGAAGGUGAAGCGCAAGGGAGAUGAUGAUGCACCCGACCCCAUGGCAGGCGAGCAGGACUCCUUUUCGCGCUACUCCGGCUAUAUCGCGCGCGCGGCGGGGCCGGGGGGCGACGAGUGGGCGGAAUACGAUGCGCGCGCCAUGGCGGAUUACUUCCGCGCGCGCCCGCUGCUGGUGGCGCGGCGGCUGGCGCAGAUCGGCGCGGUGAUGGGCGGGUGGGCGGGGAAGCGGUGGGCGGACGCGAAGCUGGGGCGCGCGGAGGAGACCUUCCAGGAGCGCGCAGGGGAGCUGCGCCAGGCGCUCGUGCUGCUGGGGCCGGCCUUUUGUGAAAAUCGCCCAGGCUGUCUCCUCCCGCCCGAGUAUGCGGAACGAGCUAUCCCUGCUGCAGGACCGCACAGCACCCUUCCCUCCUAUGUAUCCUCCCUCCGGCCCAACGCCCCCACUACCCCCUUGUUUCUCCCAUCAGGACGUGAUCCCACCGGAGACGUGAUCCCACCAGAGUACGUGGACGAGCUGUCCCUGCUGCAGGACCGCAUAGCGCCCUUCCCCACGCGCACAGCGCUAGACCUUAUCGAGGCGGAGCUGGGAGUGCCCGUUGACCUGCUCUUCGACCAGAUCUCGCCCUCCCCUGUCGCUGCCGCGUCGCUUGGCCAGGUGUACGAGGCGAGGUUGAGGGCAGGGGGCCAGCGGGUGGCAGUGAAGGUGCAGCGCCCGGGCGUGAGAGCGGCCAUCGCGCUGGACAUCUUCAUUCUGCGCCUGUUUGCCGGCUGGCUUAGGCAGUACAGACGGCUUAACACUGACCUGCAGGCUGUCGUGGAUGAGUGGGCUACCAGCCUCUUCAGGGAGAUGGACUAUGAAAUGGAGGCGCAAAACGGAAUCAAAUUCGCCGAGCUAUUCGGGCGGAUAGACAGGGUGGUGGUGCCGCGCAUGUAUCCGGAGCUCACCACUCGCCGCGUGCUCAUCAUGGAGUGGAUUGAUGUGAGAUGUGCUUGUAGCAGAUCGAUCGCAAGCCCUCCCUAUCUCACUCCAUCCCCUCCUCUCUCUCCCCUCCUCUCUCUCCCCUCCUCUCUCUGCAUGGCACACACACAGGGCCAGCGCCUGGCAGACAGCAAGGACGUGAGCCUUGUAGAGGUGGGUGUGUACUGCUCGCUGUCACAGCUGCUGGACUAUGGAUUCUACCACGCCGACCCGCACCCCGGCAACUUCCUCCUCACCCGCGACAACCGCCUUGCAUACCUGGACUUCGGUAUGAUGGGGCGCAUGGACCGGGACGUGAGGGAGGCGUUCAUCCGAGCAGCGGUGCAUCUCGUGAACCGCGAGUUCGACCUGCUGGCGGGGGACUUCAUCACUCUCGGUCUACUCCCACCGGGUCAGGAGAUGAGCGAGGUGUCAUUUGCCCUCACAGCCAUCUUCAAGGACGCUGUCAGCACCGGCAUCAGGAACAUCAGCUUCGGCAGCCUCGCCACUCAGCUCGGCCAAACCAUGUACAACUUCAAGUUCCGUCUGCCUGCUUAUUUCUCCCUCGUUGUCAGAAGUCUAUCAGUGUUGGAAGGGAUCGCCUUGAAACGAGAUCCUAACUACAAGGUGAUCGCUAGCUCCUACCCCUGGAUUGCCAAGAAGGUCCUCACAGACCCCUCGCCCCAGCUGCACUCCACCGUCACCAACCUGCUAUUCAAGGACGGGCAGUUCAGAGUGUCUCGGCUGGAGAGUCUGCUCAAAGAGGUGUGUGGGAAGGGGGAUGUGCGAGGGGUGAGGGAGAAGGGUGUGGGGGAGUGA